Messenger RNA from Racocetra persica, 573 nucleotides. The record is from the annotation of a GenBank genome assembly. Lineage: Eukaryota; Fungi; Glomeromycota; Glomeromycetes; Diversisporales; Gigasporaceae.
AAGACAUGUUAGGUCACCUAUCAAGUCAUCAAUUGAACGCCAAAGAGCUACAAAAGGUUUAGCAAAUGCUGUAGCAGGUAUCCAUCCUCAGAAGAUGCUUUCAGCUCUUCGUCAAAACAAUCCAGAUCUUGCAGCAAUAUCAAAAGCUAUCUAUAAUACUUGUGAUACAAUUAGACGUGACAACCUUCAAGAUUACACACCACUUCAGGCUCUUUUCGAUAAGCUUAAAGAAGAAAAUGUUGAGUAUGAUCACCAAUAUGAUCCAAAUAGUCAUUUAACUCAUCUCUUUUUUGCACAUCACACAUCUAUUUUACUUACCAAAGCUUACGAUUCUACACUUUUAAUAGACUAUACUCCAAGACCUCAGGUUAUUGGUACUGACCGAGAGUUAGCAUUGAUAAAUGCUAUAUGUAUCGUCUUUUCUGAAUCAAAAAAUUUUUUAUGCAUAUGGCACAUUGAAAAAAAUAUGCUGGCCAAUUGUCGUAAUCAUUUUUCUACAGAAGAAUUGUCUGAUUUUUUAAAAAGCUGGACCACCAUUAUAAAGUCUAAAAUGGAGGAAGAUUUUAGUGAAAA